This is a messenger RNA of Zychaea mexicana, 1330 nucleotides long. Its product is annotated as Alpha/Beta hydrolase protein. The transcript is spliced from 8 exons. The record is from RefSeq and is a predicted model, not a curated record. NCBI's taxonomy places the organism in Eukaryota, Fungi, Mucoromycota, Mucoromycetes, Mucorales, Lichtheimiaceae. Gene Ontology annotation, molecular function: hydrolase activity. The coding region runs from base 290 to 1261 and encodes 323 amino acids.
UGCAAAUGGUGGCGGCAUCUGUAAGACUGAUAACUAGGACACGUCUCGGCAUAUAUUGGACAUUUUCAGAAAAGCUUUUCUCUUGGAAGCUCUGCUGGACGGGUGCUCGACGCUGUCAUUGGGUGAACACACUUAACUAUCCUUGCAAAAGCAACGAGGCAGUGACAAAACACGUUUUCGGCUUUUGAAAAUCGUUAAAAUAGCAUAUUCUGGGAGGGAAAAUGGUUGCUUUCUUUCUUCCUUCUAUUCUUUUUCUUUUUUGUAUAUCCACAGACAUCGUUUAAAAAGCAUGGACCCAAGCGAUCCCACCACGUUUAACCACCAGUAUUGCAAUGUUAAUGGCAUUCGCAUGCACUAUAUUGACGAGAACCAGUCGUCUAAGAAGGCUCUUUUGCUUAUUCACGGCUGGCCCGACCUUUGGUGUGGUUGGCGCGAGCAGAUUCCCUUCCUGGUCAAGCUAGGCUAUCGUGUCGUUGUACCUACUUUGCGCGGCUUUGGUGAAAGUGAUGCCCCUGCAGACCAUGUACAGUACGGUGAGCAAACGUUGUCAAACGACUUUGCUGGUUUGCUUGACUACCUCCAAAUCCCAACCGUUGUCGUCGUCGGUCACGACUGGGGAGGUGUCUGCGCCUGGCGCUUCACUCAGUUCUAUCCCAAUCGUGUAGUGGCAGUCGCCAGUUUCUGUACGCCCUACUCGCGUCCAGAGCAGCAAUACCUUCCUCUCGAAGAGCUUGUCAAACUGGUGCCUAACUUUACCUAUCAAUUGUACCUGACAACACCCUCAGCUGCAGCCGAAAUAGAUGAAAAUACCGAAGCCUUUUUCAAGCGGAUGUUCAGACCUAUUUCCGAGCAAGUAGGCGGUGGCGGCAUUAUUGAUGAGCAAACUAAAACACUUAUUGCUGGCCGACCACCCGUUCCAAAGAGCGACAAACUCCCUCAAAAGGUGCUCGAUUACUACGUUGAGAAGUACCAAAAGCGUGGUGCUGCUGGUUGUCUCAACUAUUACAAGCGUCGCAAGGUCAACUUUGAAGAAUGCAAAGAUUUGGAACCUAUCAUUCACAAGCCUGCCAUGAUGGUGACGGCUGACGGCGACGUUGCUUUGCCACCCUCUAUGGCCAAAGGAAUGGAAAAAUCCGUUCCUAACGUUGAAGUCUUCAAUGUCAAGAACGCUGGUCACUGGGUGUUGUGGGAGCAACCGGAGGAAUGCAACUCAUACCUGAAGCAAUGGCUCUCCAAGAUUUAUCCUGCCCAAAAGCUCUAAAACAAAAACUUCCUCUGUAUUUUGUAUCCUUCCUCUUUCUUCAAACUAAACACGAUUUGUUCUGAUUUA